AAAUCCUGUGCCAUGUCCCGCUCUCUAGCCAUCCAGGAGAGCCUGCUCUCCGACCACCUCGAGUCGCUGCAGAGGCGGUCGACCCUCGAGACGGGCCUGCUGCUGGCCCACGUCGGCGCCCAGGCCGACGCCGUGCUUCACUUUGUGCCGACGCCGAGCCAGGACGACGGCGCGCCGCAGGUCGACGCGUCGUGGAUGGUCACGCACGCCGAGGCAGUGUCGCACAUGCUCCCGGGCGGGAUCGCGGUCGUCGGCGCGUACCUCUUCUCGCCGAGCGGCGCCUUUGCCUCGCACGAGGCCAAGCUGCGGCCCGUGCUCGCGGCGGCGCUCAAGCGGCUCCGCGAGGCGGACGGCACGCAGUCGCUGCUGAUGCUCCUGCCGAGCGACGCGCGCAAAGCGACCGCGCGCGCCCUCGUCGCCGGCUCGGCCUCGCUCAAGCCGAUCGAGCUCAAGACGACGAUCUCGCCGCCGCGGCUCAUCUGCCUCGAGGCGGCGUGGGUGGUGCAGGCGCAGCUGCGGCUGCUGCCUCCGGGCGCGGGCGGGCCGCCGCAGCUGGCGCAGCUCAAGAUGCAGCUCGCGCCCGUGCUCCGCUGCCUCGACGCCACCACGGCGACGGUCGACGGCUCGUGCUGGCCCGCGGGCGCGCUCUGCUCGCAGCUCGCCCAGGGCGGCGCGCCGCACUCUGUCCGCCUGUUUGGCGCCUUCCGUGCCGCAGAGGCGGCGGCGGGCGAGGGCGGCGCGGAGGGCGGCGAGGACGACUUUUUGGGCGAGGCGGCUCCGCGCGGGCCGGCCGCGACGGUGCGGCUGCGAGGCGUCGUGCGCGGGCGCGCGUUUGCGGCGCCAAAGGAGGCGGUGGAGGAGGGGGUGCGGCGUCUGAGGCGCGACCUCGCCUGCUCGCUCGAGCGGCGCGUGGCGCUGCUGCUCGAGGACCUGGCCGAGGAGGAGGAGGAGGAGGGCGGAGGCGUGGACCCGCGCGACCCGCUGCCGACGGCCGUGCCGGGGGCGUGGGCGCUGCCUCGGCGUGCGCACUUUGCGGUGGGCGGCGGGCUGUCUCUGUGCGACUACGUGGCUGAGGGAGACGACGCGGCGGACUUUGCCGAGCGAGUGCGCGAGAUCGUCGGGCCGAGUCUGGCGGCGGGGCUGGACGGGCUGGGCGACGGGGUGGGCGAGGGGACGCUCGAGGCGCUGCUCGCCCCCGAGGCGGCCGCACAUCUCGAGACAGAGCCGGCGCCAGAGCGCGGGGAAGGAGCAGCACUUGCCGCCGCGCCUGCAAAGCCCCCCGCCAACCCGCCGCCUCGUCAGAGCAGCAGCUUGCCCCUCUUCGCCGCCGCCGCCGCCGCCGCGCUGGCCGUGGUCGUGGCGCUCGUUUCGCUGCUGUUUACCUCGCCGCCGCUGGACACUGCCGAGGCGCAGGCGGAGGCGGCGGCCGACGCCGUGGCCGACGCGGCUGGAUCUGAUGGGCCGUAGAUGCCGUGCUCAUGAGCAUAUGGCCGCACUCCGGACGGAGCGAGAAUGAUGCCAGGGUGUCAGCUGUCCUGCCGAUGGCGCCCACUCUGAUGGGGCUCUCUGGGUUAGACGGACGCGCAGCAAAAAGAGCCGUAUCGGUAUUAAUGUGUACGGUCGGCCCUGUGAGCCCCCGGCCUCUCCCGCCGCGGGCGCGCUGGGUUGGUGUGGGUGACCCUAGAACGUAGAAGCCCUAUGCUGAAGCUCGACCCCC
Messenger RNA from Emiliania huxleyi CCMP1516, 1717 nucleotides. RefSeq lists its product as hypothetical. Lineage: Eukaryota; Haptophyta; Isochrysidales; Noelaerhabdaceae. The record is from RefSeq and is a predicted model, not a curated record. Gene Ontology annotation, cellular component: endomembrane system. Bases 13 to 1467 code for a protein of 484 amino acids. The transcript has 3 exons. Gene Ontology annotation, biological process: intracellular protein localization.